AUGCCCGGCAAAAUCAUACCCGUAACCUCCGCUUCGCACUUCUCCCAACUUCUGUCGCAAUCCAAAUACACCAUCGUCGACUUCUACGCGGAUUGGUGCGGACCAUGCAAGGCAAUUGCGCCAGUCUUCCAGGGCUUGGCAGAGAAAGAGACUAAGCCAGGCAAGAUGCAAUUCGUCAAGGUAGACGUGGAUAGCCAACAGGAAGUUGCAAAGAAGUAUGGCGUCAGCGCUAUGCCAACCUUUCUCGUCAUCAAAUCCACCUCCGUCGUCGAAACCAUCCGAGGCGCCAACCCCGCAGCCCUCACAGCCGCCGUCCGUAAAGCCGCAAACGAUACUUCUGGCCCGGGUGCCGCUUCCGCCGUCUUCUCUACCAAAGGCCGCACGCUUGGCUCCGCUUCAGAACCAAGUCGGCCUGUAGGCGAAAGCCCAUUUGCCGGCCUACAAAGGAUGCUGACUGGCAAUGGUGGACUGAGCGAUACGCUGGUCAGGUUUGCAGCGCUGUACUUUGUCAGCCUGUUCGCGUUUGACUCUUUCAAGGCCGCGGAGGAGAGUCCGUUCAAUGUUCGCGCGAGACGCUGGAACCACGCCCAACUUUUAGAAAACUACCGCGAACUUUACACAGAGUACGACAAGUACGCACAGCUCGCCGCGCAGUUCGACGGCCCCAGAUUACCGUUUGGACGAGAGCGCGCGCUUCACAACCUAGUCAAUGCACGAGCGAAGGUGGAGCAUGAUAUCAAGAGACUUAAGAAGGCGUACCAAGAAGAGUGGAUGAAACUAGCGUGCCAGAAUCUCGAUGCGAAGCUCCGUGAGGCACUUGAACAAAGUAGAGACACACUGGCAGCUGUCUUAGACGAAGAUCGCCGCCUUGCGCAUGACCAACUAAUGAAAGAGAAGGCAGAGUUGCAGAACGAGAAGAGUAGCCUGUUGUUGCAGUUGCGAGAAUUGUUGUACAGAUAUAAAGAGCUGCUGGAGAAGCAGAAGAAAGGGGAGAAUGAUUGCAAUGUCAGCAAUGUGCAAGAGGUGGAAGGCGAGAGAGACCUGCUUCGAGAAGACCUCGAUAUUGCUCGGGUGGAGUGUGAGAAGUUGAGACAAGAAGUAAAAUACCUUCAGGAGGUAUUUGGGGUAAAGGAUUAG
Messenger RNA from Alternaria viburni, 1137 nucleotides. RefSeq lists its product as uncharacterized. The transcript has 3 exons. NCBI's taxonomy places the organism in Eukaryota, Fungi, Ascomycota, Dothideomycetes, Pleosporales, Pleosporaceae. Bases 1 to 1137 code for a protein of 378 amino acids. The record is from RefSeq and is a predicted model, not a curated record.